ACUCUGGGCGUCGGGAGGGGACAGAGCACGCGAAUGUGCGGCGGAAAUGCAGGGUCCAGGCUGAAAGUCCGACGUGAGCAACUUUGCGGAGCUACCUAUCUGCUGUUGGCCACGAGGGCGGAGGGAGGGCGUGGGUUUUGGGCUCGAACCUCCGCGACCACUCGCCGUCCUGGGUGAGCUGGAGCAAAGCGCCUGAACUUUAGCUGCCGGGCUCUGCCCGGUUAUCUAUCAGAUGGGGAUGCCAGGUGCUGUUCGGGUGUGGUGCGCAGAAGUGGUUGGAAGAACAAUGCACGUAAGUCUUUGACACCAUGAUGUACAUCCGGCAAAGAAAAGAGGUAAAAACCACAGAAGUUUCUGAAGAUUUUCCAGCCCAAAAAGAAAAUGUGAAGUUGGAAAAUAAAUUGUCUUCUGGUUGUGCCAACCGAAGAUUUUGGAAGAUUCUGUCAUUUACAAUUGGUGGAACCAUUGCCCUUUGCAUAGGACUUCUUACAUCUGUCUACCUUGCCACCUUACAUGAGAACGAUUUAUGGUUUUCUAAUAUUAAGGAAGUGGAGCGAGAAAUCUCAUUCAGAACAGAAUGUGGACUGUAUUACUCCUACUACAAGCAAAUGCUGCAGGCGCCAACCCUCAUGCAAGGUUUUCGUGGCUUAAUUUAUGAUAAUAAAACUGAAUCUAUGAGGACAAUUAACCUCCUUCAACGAAUGAAUAUUUACCAAGAGGUUUUUCUCAGUAUUUUAUAUAGAGUUCUACCCAUACAGAAAUACUUAGAGCCAGUUUAUUUUUAUAUUUACACCUUAUUUGGGCUCCAAGCAGUCUAUGUCACAGCUCUUUACAUAACCAGCUGGCUCCUUAGUGGUACCUGGCUAUCAGGACUGCUGGCAGCUUUCUGGUAUGUCACAAAUAGAAUAGAUACCACCAGAGUUGAGUUUACCAUCCCACUGAGGGAGAACUGGGCCUUGCCCUUCUUUGCAAUUCAGAUAGCAGCGAUUACAUAUUUCCUGAGACCAAACUUGCAGUCUCUUUCUGAAAGGCUGACACUUCUUGCCAUUUUCAUAUCAACUUUUCUCUUUAGCCUGACAUGGCAAUUUAAUCAAUUUAUGAUGCUGAUGCAAGCAGUAGUGCUGUUCAUACUGGACUCCUUAGACAUGCUGCCAGCUGUGAAGGCGACGUGGCUGUAUGGCAUACAGAUAACGGGCUUACUCCUGGUCUGCGUUCUUCAGUUUUUUAAUUCCAUGAUUCUUGGAUCAUUGCUUAUCAGUUUUAACCUUUCAGUAUUAAUUGCAAGAAAACUUCAGAAAAACCUGAAAACUGGAAGCUUCUUUAAUAGGAUUGGGAAACUGUUGUUACAUUUAUUUGUAGUUUUCUGUUUGACACUUCUUCUCAACAGCAUUAUUAAGAAAAUUCUUAACCUGAAGUCAGAUGAACACAUAUUUAAAUUUCUAAAGGCAAAAUUUGGGUUUGGAGCAACAAGGGAUUUUGAUGCAAAUCUAUAUCUGUGUGAAGAAGCUUUUGGCCUCCUGCCCUUUAAUACAUUUGAAAGGCUUUCAGAUACUCUGCUGUUUUAUGCUUACUUAUUUGUUCUGUCCAUCACAGUGAUUGCAGCCUUAGUCGUUGCCUUUCAAAAUCUCAGUGAUGCUACAAAUCAACAAUCCCUGGGUAAAAUGGGAAAGUGCACAGUUGACCUGAAACCGGAAACUGCUUACAACUUAAUACACACCAUUCUGUUUGGAUUCUUGGCAUUGAGUACAAUGAGGAUGAAGUAUCUCUGGACAUCACACAUGUGUGUGUUUGCGUCAUUUGGCUUAUGCAGUCCUGAGAUUUGGGAAUUGCUUCUGAAGUUGGUCCAUCUUUAUAACCCAAAGAGGAUAUGUAUAAUGCGAUAUUCAGUACCAAUAUUAAUACUGCUGUAUCUGUGCUACAAGUUCUGGCCAGGAAUGAUGGAUGAGCUCUCCGAGUUGAGAGAAUUCUAUGACCCAGAUACAGUGGAGCUGAUGAACUGGAUUAAUUCUAACACUCCAAGGAAGGCUGUGUUUGCUGGAAGCAUGCAGUUGCUGGCCGGAGUCAAGCUGUGCACGGGCAGGACCUUAACCAACCAUCCGCACUACGAGGACAACAGCCUGAGAGAGCGAACCAAAGUGGUUUAUCAGAUAUACGCGAAGAGGUCCCCAGAGGAAGUGCACACCCUCCUAAGGUCCUUCGGCACCGACUACAUAAUCCUGGAAGACAGCAUCUGCUAUGAGCGCAGGCACCACCGGGGCUGCCGGCUGCGGGACUUGCUCGACAUCGCCAAUGGACACAUGAUGGAUGGCCCUGGAGAGAACGAUCCUGAUUUGAAGCCUGCGGACCACCCUCGAUUCUGUGAAGAGAUAAAGAGGAACCUGCCCCCCUACAUGGCACACUUCACUCGAGUGUUUCAGAACAAAGCUUUCCACGUCUACAAGCUGUCCAGGAACAAGUAGUGGCGCUGUCUGCCCAGUCUCUAUUUUUGACACGCUGAAACUCCCUCAUGAGGAACCGUGGUAGCUGAGGUUCCUGUGUGGGUAGGUAACCUGUCCCUGAAAACUGUGCCUGAGGAUGUCCUUCAGAUGUUUACACAGUGUUAUCAUCUUUGGAAGCAUCUCGACAAGCUUAAGUCUUUGUGCUUUGUUUCGUCUCUUAUCUUUCCCAUUAAUGAUCGUUAGCCUAAAUGGGUUCCACAUGCCUGACCUGGGAUUUUGUUGUUGGGGAGAAUGGUGUGUGUUCUGCAGAUGGCCUGUACAACUGCGUGCCGCGCCAGAAAGCAAGAACCUGUCGGGAUUUGAAAUGUUUUGAUUUUCAAUGAACGUAAGACAGUUCUGGUUGAGUGUAAUUGAGAGGAUGCAUAAUUAAAUUAUUUAAUAUUAUUUCACUAGUGAAGACCAAUCAGUGACUUUUUAAAAAAACUCUUUAUUGUGAUGUUUCACCUUAAAAUUUUAUAAUGUUUUCCAACGGUUAUGCUUUUAACCUGAACAACAACAACAAAAAAAAAUCAUGUUAAGUCUUUUUAUGUAUCUGAAACAUUUUGUGUACUCUCUUUGAAAUGUUAUAUGUUCAGUAGUAUGUGUGAUACAAUGAGAGAGAGAGACAGAGAUUGUGUGUGUGUGUGUGUGUGCAUGAAUGCUGGGCACAGAAGUAUUAUAAGUUCUAGAUUGUAAGUCCUGAAAGGGGCAGAAGUGGAUGUAGUCAAGUAGAAUUUGUUUAGUAAACAGCAAGACUGUUUACUCUUAUUUUAAACCCUAUUGAUACUCUUCAAUCUCCUGCAAGUAAAAUAGUUUUGCUUCAUUUCUUACCCAUUUCAAUUUACUGGGUUUGCAAAAUUUUGUAAACUUUUUGUGUUUUUAGCCUUUGGUAUUUUUUACAGCCUAGAACCUUGCAAAGCCUGAAUAUUUUUUCAGUGUUGUAUCUUGACUAGUUCACUAAUUUUCAUAUCAAGUUUUACUUGGGGUCUCCAAUCUUAUCAUGUGGGCUCUGGUAAUGUUAUUGUUUUCCUCUCCAAAAGGUAACCAAGUGCCUCUAAGUCAUGCUUAUUUGUAAACAACAAAGGGGAUUAGAUGUACCUGCUCAGAAUUUUUUGAUAAUUGCUUUUAUACUUCAUUUCUAAUGAUAGGGAUGUGUAAAAGUUGCUGAUAAAAGCAUAUUGUCCAUUUAAUUAAAUCAAGGUGGCUAAUGAAAUUAACUUUCUCCCCCGUUCUUGCCAGUUGGAAAUGAUUUAAAUGUUUCUCCUUGUGGUUGUAUCGAAGUAAAUUGCCGUACGCGUCAAGAUGGACAGCAUCGCAUGUUCAAAUGAUUUUACAUUCAGUUACUACUUAUUAAGCAGCAUUCAAAAAAAAAUUUACACUGUCUUUUUGGACACAAGGAUCCCCGACUGUUAUUAAAUUGUGCAACUGAAACUCCUGAAUUAUAUCUUUCCUAUAUCCCUUAAUAAGGUUGGAGACCACUGCGGUUUAGGAUAAUACAAUAAUAAAACAUUUUAAUCAGUACUAAAACUCUAAUUAAGCCAGUAAUGAUGCAUGCCUGUUGUAGCUGACAGCACGGGUCAGUACAUCCUCUGGCGAGUGCCUUACUCUAAUUGAAACCAAGCACAUGUAAGGUACAAUAUGUGGUGAUUUCAUUAAAAAAAAAAAAAAAAAAAAAAAACUCUGUUACUUUUUCAUGUAUAUUUAAAUCUGUUUUAAAUGUUCCUAUUUGUAUUAGUCUAAGCAUUUGUGUAUUUGGAGUCUCAGCAUAUAAAACAUGUUCUUAAAUGUGUGUGCUUGUCAUCCACACAUUGAUGGCAUAGUGAUUUUUUUUCGUAUUGCCAUUGUGGCCAAACACUGAAUGUUCAGUCUUUAUUGAAAAUAUAAAGUGCCAAAAAGUCUUGCAAGACAGAAUCCAUGCAUACACUCUUUCCAAGACACUGUGACCAUGUACAAUAGUACCACGGUAGAUACUCUUUAGCACUUGCCAGGGUUCUUUCUUGUUUGUGACCUUCUCAUUGGAACACACAGUAGAAAGAGCAUCCGAUUCCGCCUCUGGCUGCCUACAAGCCAAAGCAAGAGACCUGUGGCCUAGACCCCCUGCCGCACAGGCCUUGGUAGCUGUUUAAUAUUUGGUAACAACCUCAAACAAUGGCUCUGUUUUUGUGGAUAGAAAAAAACACUCUGAGUUCCCAAAGAGAAACUCUCAGUACAGUAGAAGUGCUCUUAAUUUACUCUGCUUAUUACUCCACAGAGCCCUGGGGUCUGUCCCUCUCGAGGUGCCUGCUCCAACAGCACCGCAGGCGGGUGGCCACUCGCUAGCACUUCUGUACUCCUGCUCCCCCUGCCUUCUGUUCCGUCCCCACUCCAUGUGAGUUCCUCUGAUUAUAAGUACACAACUCAGGCAGCUGUACAUACGCAUAGGAAAUAUGGAUAUGAAAAGAGUUAUUUCUGUAAAAAUUAAAUAGGCCAUUUUGAUUUGAAAAUGAUUGAAUUGCUAAUCAAAAUCGCUUUUAAAUUUAAUGUGGUUGGCAAAAUUAUGAAAUAUUGAGGGAAACAUAAAAAUCAAGAGAAUUUCUGUACUUACAUUGCUUCAUAGAUUUAUCUACAUACUCAUUCUGCCUUUUUAAAGUCUGAACCAAUAGGAAGGCAAAUGUCCCCAAAUCGUGCUAUUGGUAUGAUUUGUACAAGAAGUGAGCAAUAGUCAUUGAACCUUCAUGCAAAAGAAAGUCCUUAGCAUCAAAAGAUCAGCAAAUGAAGGGGGGGUGGGGAGGUACAGCUCAGCAGAAGAGCACUUGCCUUGCAUGUGCUAUGGCUGGGCUCCUCUCCCAGCACCAGGGAGGGAAAAAAAAAAAAAAAAAGAGCAAAUGAAGGUACAUUUGUACGUUGCAGGUAAUGCUUCCCUGCUUGAACCUAGGUACUUCAUUAAAUGACCAGCUAUAGGUACAGGUCACAAUGACUAAUAGAGAUUCUACUCUAGUCGAAAGACCCUGGGAUCACUUUCAUUACAGGCAUUUACAGAAUAGGGCUUCAUUUCAGAUGUAUUGGCCAGGAAGGUAGCAAGGGUAUAUCUAGGCCACUCAUCUCUUAAAGAUGAUUUGCCUGGCCUGUGUGAAUUUACCUCAGUAAGUUGGUGUGUGUGUGUGUGUGUGUGUGUGUGUGUGUGUGUGUCCAGUGGGUGCUGCCAGGGCAAGGGCAUGUGUAAAUAUUUCAUCAGAUCUGCAUCUUUAUUUCACAGUUAACUAGAAAGGUUUGUUCUGAUUCUAUAUUAACUUUGACUAAGAUGUUAAAAAUUUUAGAUCACCUUUGGUCCAAAUCUACUGAAUUAUCAUAGAAAUAUUUAAUUUUAAAAAGUUAAUUCAGACCUUGGAGUUAAUAGGAUGAUGUUAAAAUGCUCUCAGAUCAUGUAUCUUGGUUAACAUGCUCCCAAAUGCUCCAUAUAUGACAGCCUUUUGACCUAGAAGAGAAAGCUUGUCUGUUCAUGGAAGAAAAGUCUUUCUAAGAUGGCUUACUUUCUUGUGACAACUGAUUUUCCGUUUUUUACAUCCAAUGGGUAAAAUCUUUCAAAGAGCUUUUAUAAGUUGUACUGCAUUGUAUGGAGAUUAUAUACUAAAUAAAGCUCUUUUAGAUUAUACAAGA
Sciurus carolinensis (gray squirrel) is the source of this 6113-nucleotide messenger RNA. RefSeq names its product dpy-19 like C-mannosyltransferase 3 (gene Dpy19l3). Lineage: Eukaryota; Metazoa; Chordata; Mammalia; Rodentia; Sciuridae. The record is from RefSeq and is a predicted model, not a curated record. Gene Ontology annotation, molecular function: mannosyltransferase activity. The transcript has 19 exons. Gene Ontology annotation, cellular component: nuclear inner membrane. Bases 309 to 2459 code for a protein of 716 amino acids.